Molecule: messenger RNA, 1741 nt
Organism: Diprion similis
Lineage: Eukaryota; Metazoa; Arthropoda; Insecta; Hymenoptera; Diprionidae
Gene: Ptx1
Product: pituitary homeobox homolog Ptx1
Exons: 4
Coding region: 76-1611 (511 amino acids)
Biological process (GO): regulation of transcription by RNA polymerase II; anatomical structure morphogenesis
Cellular component (GO): nucleus
Molecular function (GO): RNA polymerase II cis-regulatory region sequence-specific DNA binding; DNA-binding transcription factor activity, RNA polymerase II-specific
Source: RefSeq, a predicted model, not a curated record
ACGGUAGUGAAGUGAGAUUAGUGGCAAACACGCGGGGUGUUCAUCCACAGCAACACGACGCUCACGUUCUACAGCAUGGAGCGGGGUGGAGGCGGAGGAGGCCUCGAUCUCGCGGGGGGCGGGGGUGGGAACUCGGACCUCUGCCUCCAGGACCUCGUAACGGGAUCGGCGACGGGACUAUCGGUACAGCAUCAUCAGCAUGCCGCCGCCGCCGCCGCCUCCAUGGCCGGACUCCACGGGGACCAUCUCCAGGGGACGAUGCAUCACCACGACCUCCAUUCUACCGGGCAUCAUGGAUCAUCAUCCAUGCAUCAUCACCCCUCGGCUUCCCACCAGCUCCAUCACGAACCAUUGGAGAAACUUAAACGUGUGUGGGCGGAGGGCGACUUCCGGGACAGCAACAACGGGGCCUUGACCGGACUGGACUCCAGCGGUCACGGAGCUCACACACCGGGUGGCAGCACCCCGAGCACCCCUGGUGCUACACCCACGACACCGUCGGGAGGAUUUUCCUCAGCGCAGCAGAGGAAUCGUUCCAACAACACGCACAGGCCGGAUAUACGGAAAGGUGUUCGGACGCCGACGGAAGUUAAACACGAGCUUGGAUCGGCCGGUGGGGUUGUUUCGCCUGGAGGAGGUGUCGGGGUUAAUGAUGCCGAGGAUAAGGAUGGCAAGAAGAGCAAAAGACAGAGGAGGCAGCGGACGCAUUUUACGUCACAGCAACUGCAGGAACUUGAAGCCACUUUUGCGAGGAAUCGUUAUCCAGAUAUGUCGACCAGGGAGGAAAUCGCCAUGUGGACGAACCUCACGGAAGCUCGCGUCAGGGUGUGGUUCAAGAACAGACGAGCGAAGUGGCGAAAGCGGGAACGCAACGCGAUGAACGCCGCCGCAGCCGCGGCCGCAGACUUCAAGUCCGGCUUCGGUACCGCCAGUCUGAACGGCUUCAUGACCCAACCCUUUCCGGACGCCGACGCCCUCUACAGUUCGUACAGUUCCUACAACAAUUGGGCAGCUAAGGUGCCCUCACCCCUGAGCAGCAAGAGCUUUCCGUGGCCGGUGAACCCCUUGGGUUCGGUGGUACCGACGGCCUCUCACCACCACCAUCACGCCCAGGUCAGCCCGGUGAACUGCUUCAACGCCGCGGCGACGUCUGUCGCCGGAAGCCACGUGGGCGGAAUGUCCGUGUCGGUGGGUCAGGCGGCGACCUCGAUGCUUCCGGGGAUGGGGUCGGGCCUGGGGGUCGCUGGGUCGCCCGUCGCUGCCUCGGGGGCGGCGUGUCCUUACGCGGCGCCGGCGGCGCCCCACCCCUACGGACCCCCGGUUUACACCCCGCAUCACAGGACGGCGGCGGCACCGGAAACGUGCAACGUAAUGUCGAGCAGCAUCGCUUCGCUCCGGCUCAAGGCGAAGCAGCACAGCAGCGGGUUCAGCGGGAGUCCGUACAGCACGGGGGGUACGACUGGGACCACCGGGGGCAGCAUCAGUCCCGUAAGUUCGAGGGCCUCGUCGGUCGGGGGUCUCAGCGCCUGCCAGUACGCCCUGACGACGGGGACCAACCCCCACUCGCCGGGACCCGACCACGGCAACGCGACGGCCAGGGCCCAAGUCUGAGGCGAGGCGGGGGCUGCGUCGAGCCCCCACCAGACACCCGCGACGGCCGUAUCGCAGGCCGGAGGAACCGGCGUAGCCCACGGGAGCAACGGUAACAAGGGACACCAGCUUCAGACCGAGUGACCCAGGC